AUGAGAAACUUAAAGGAGCUUGGAGGAGAGCUUCAAAUAAAACGACUGAGCCGUUUGGAAGAUGCAGGGGAGGCUGAAAAGGCAGAAUUGAAGAAUAAGAAACAUCUCCUUCAUUUGACAUUAGAAUUCGGACCAAAGAAGAGACAAAUAGUGGGGAUGAAGGAAGUGGCUGAAGCCUUACAACCUCAUCCAAAUUUAAAAUCCCUCGGCAUAGCAUGGUAUCAAGUCAGCGAAUGGCCUAGGUGGGUGAUGGAGUCAUCAUUACCCCAACUAAAACACAUUUACCUUUCAUGUUGCACAGAAUGUCAGUGCUUGCCUCCUCUGGGGGAACUCCCACUUCUCGAGAGCCUGAAUAUAUACUCCUUGUGGCGAGUGAAAUACGUGGGUGGUGAGUUCUUGGGAUCAUCAUCAGAAAUUGCAUUUCCAAGGUUGAAGCAUCUGGUUUUUCGAGGCAUGUCUGAGUGGGAAAAUUGGGAAGUAAAAGAAGAGAGGAGGAAAGUAAUGCCAUGUCUUCUUUCCUUGGAAAUAAUUUCAAGUCCAAAGCUUGAGACAUUACCGGACCUCCUGCUCCAGAGGACACCACCGUUGGAUUUGAGCUCCAGGAGUUGUGAUGAAGAGAAGUGGCCCUGA
Messenger RNA from Vitis vinifera (wine grape), 630 nucleotides. RefSeq names its product putative disease resistance protein At3g14460. The record is from RefSeq and is a predicted model, not a curated record. Lineage: Eukaryota; Viridiplantae; Streptophyta; Magnoliopsida; Vitales; Vitaceae. The transcript has a single exon. The coding region runs from base 1 to 630 and encodes 209 amino acids.